AUGCUACGAGUUUUGAGGCCCCAAAUACGUCCAAACUGGUUUAAUUUCACCCGCUUGAACUCGUCCAAAAUCGCUGCUGAGCUUAAAAAGCCUCCUUUCUCCGUUCCAGUGCCGCCUAAGAAACUGGCCAAGAAGAAGAAGAACCAGAAGGCUGGUCUCAACUCCCUACGAUGGCUGGAUAAACAAGUCCACGAUAACCAAUCUAAGCUUCUUACGUUGUUGGCUCAGACCCAGCGGAAAGAGGUGGACCAGGAGUCGCUUGCUGAGUACCUUAAACCGGUUACUUCCUUGACUAUAGGUGAAUCCAUUGAUUUAGAUAAGGUGCGGAGCACCUUCAAAAAGAAGAAGGUUCCGCAUUCGGUGGUGAUUCGUGACGAGGUUUUGCUUUGUAAGGUGAAUUCCAAAGAUAUAAUGGUGUUGGCAAACGGUACUUUAGUUGGGUGGGACAUUGCAGAGGACCUGAUGAAUGAGUAUGUUCCACAAAUCUGGAACGCAGUGAGUGAACGGUAUGAGAAUGAAAGUGAAGAAAUGGACUACAUUUCUUUAGAACCUGCUUCGCAGGAAGCUGACGAACAAGGGCCUUCGUUUGUACAAGAGGAUGUGUUUGUUUCUCAAGGCACUGAUCCAGAACAACGGUUACUUGAAAAAGCUGCGUUUGCCAUUGGUCUUUCCCGGUCCACAAGGUUAUCUAUUCUUGAAGAAUCGCUUGAAAAGCAUAUCCAGUUGACCAGGGAGAAUAGUGAGGCGCUUUCGAAGGGUCUUAAACUCAAAACGAAGGAAUCUGAGAUCCUUAAACUCACAGGGCAGCCCAAUUUGGAGAAAAUCUAUGAGUCUAUCAGUCGGAGACUUGACAUCCAGCUGCGGAUCCUGAUUAUGAACCGUAAGCUUGAUUAUAUCACCGAAGAGCAACGAGCGCUUCUCAGCGUUUUGAACGAAAAGAAAGGUACCCGGCUUGAAUGGACCAUUAUCAUUCUAAUCAUGGUGGAGGUGGGUUUUGAGACGUUCCAUUUUGUGGAAAAGUACUGGUGGCAGAUAUAA
Messenger RNA from Candidozyma haemuli, 1038 nucleotides. RefSeq lists its product as uncharacterized. Bases 1 to 1038 code for a protein of 345 amino acids. The transcript has 2 exons. Gene Ontology annotation, biological process: positive regulation of mitochondrial translation. The record is from RefSeq and is a predicted model, not a curated record. Lineage: Eukaryota; Fungi; Ascomycota; Pichiomycetes; Serinales; Metschnikowiaceae.